AUGGGCUUGUUUAAUGGAAAUGAAAAUGACAAGGAUGUCACAAACUUUAAUAACGAUGUUUUAGAGAACAAGUUCUCUAAACAAUUAACCCGUAUUGAUGAUACGUUAAAUGAAAUUUGGAAGGAUAUAUCCGAUGAACCUGCUUCUUUUAUUGAUGACGUUGUAAAGCACUCUACUUCUAAGGCGUUUUCUGAUGGGCUUAUAGACUCUAUUUGGCUUAAUGCGACAGACACCCUUGGAGAGGUACUAACUGGGAUGGGCCUUCCUGGAGGCCUUGGUAACCCGCUUAAGAUUAAACGCAUGUUGAAUCCGGAAACGUCGAUGUAUAGAUACACUAUGCCUACAGAUGAGCAAUUCAGUAGGUGUAAGGAUUUGAAAGGUCUCUCUGUCUGGGAUACGAAAGGGUGGUGGAGAUGUCUUUUCCCGGAAUCUGUGGUACGGAGAAAUAUAGGUACUGAUGAGGACCUUUCCAAGAUUCUUACUCGUGAAAAAGUUGAGAACGACCGUUCUCACAAGUUUGGGCUCUUCUUCCCUGACUACUCAGGUUACUUGUCAUGGAGGUCUCACAUGUUGAGGCUAACGAAAGAAAAACAACAACGCGAGCAACAGGAACGCCAAAAACGUGAGAAUCUGCUAUCUUCAACCCCCAGCACCCCUGAGGACCUGAUGGCUUGGAAUCACGACUCUUCAGUGUCAUCUGCAGAUGCCAGAGGAAAGGUCAUGGGUACGUCCAAGUACAGCACAUUCAAUUCGACGGACAGAGGACAGGAACAAAUUGUUGAAAGCAGGACCUACUUUGAGGACGGAUCUGUUGCCAUCCAUUCAGAGAAGAAGAUUGUCCCCUAUGAUGGUUCUGAGCCUAUCUAUGAAACGAGAAACGAGGUUGUGGGAAGAGAGGGACAAGAUGCCACAAAGGAUGGCUGGUUUUGGAAGAAAUGA
Messenger RNA from Eremothecium sinecaudum, 939 nucleotides. It is a transcript of the gene MPM1, whose product is annotated as Mpm1p. The record is from RefSeq and is a predicted model, not a curated record. The coding region runs from base 1 to 939 and encodes 312 amino acids. NCBI's taxonomy places the organism in Eukaryota, Fungi, Ascomycota, Saccharomycetes, Saccharomycetales, Saccharomycetaceae. The transcript has a single exon.